Funneliformis geosporum is the source of this 3156-nucleotide messenger RNA. The record is from the annotation of a GenBank genome assembly. NCBI's taxonomy places the organism in Eukaryota, Fungi, Glomeromycota, Glomeromycetes, Glomerales, Glomeraceae.
AUGUCAGGCCUCUUUUAUGGUGCCUUAACUGUAAAUUUUCAAACAUUUUAUGAUUAUAUUGGAGACCUUGAUAAGGAUGGAUAUGAUCAUAUGAUUGCACAAUUGAAAAAAGUAGUCAGAUAUAAAUGCUUCGCGCUAUAUUCCAGGGAAACCAUACAUCGAAUUAUGUUGUUAAUUGAAAAUCUCGUGACGGAUCACAGAUCUGCUUUGGGCGGGAUUCCGGGACUCUACGAUGUCUGUGAAUCCAUAUUACGACAAAUUAGAGAUUUAUUAAGAUUAAUAAGAGAUAAUCGUAAUGUUCCCGAAUUUUUAUACAUUCUAAGCAUGGUUCCGGAGGAGAUAAAACUAACCAUCAUGAAGCAAAAAUCCUUAAGUUAUUGUUUAUCAAGUCGCCUAUCAUUUGACAUGAGCGAGAGGUUAACGCACAUGUUGGAGCAGCACUCGCCGUCAGCCUUCAAACGAAAACUGGAUUUUUUCAAAACAAAUUUCCUAUCACCUCCUGCUGAUCCUCGUUACUUAAUUGCUGAUAUUAUUCGAUGGAUAGUCAGCGCUUAUCGUCCAAAUAACGAGAAAGCCAUGAGUAAUAGAUAUAUAUUGAUUAAUCUUUUAUUGCAUGAAAUAGGAGGUAAUUGGGAUGCCAUAGAAUUAGCGAAAACGGCGUUAGUUUAUGAUUGGUUGUGUUUUGAAAGAAACAACAGAGACCCUAAUAUUAUAAGAGAGGGUCUAUAUUGUAUAGAGCCAUGUAUACAAUUAAUUGUAGAGAAUGUUAAAUCUAACAACUUAAGAAUUGCCAAAGAUCUAUUAGAAGCACUCUAUACAUCAAUAAGCAAUAUCUUUCCUGGGAUUGACAAUGAACUUCGUGAAAAUGUUAGAGCAUCUUCUCAGCUUGCAAUUGCACGUAAUAUUAUGACUGAUUUUGUCGGUGAUAAUCGCAUUGUAAAGAUUGUUGGCGAUUUAUGGGGUCAUCUAAUGAACACUAUGCCAGUGACUCCUUCGGUCUUUCCAUCCAAUCCCCUACAAUCGGAACUAAUAACUGGCUCGGCAUUUUAUCAACAGCCAUCAUCAUCACCUUUUAUUCAAUCAUCUCAAACUUCCAUACAGUCAAACCUUUUGUUAAUACGUAAUCCUAAACGUGAUUCAUCCAUGGAUUCUGCUGUUCAGCCUUCUAAUGCAGUCUCCAAAUCGCUAGAGUCGAAACCAGUUGUAGAAGAAACAUCAUCCAACUUGAUGACAAAUUUUAUACCAUCGACGCGAGUUUCAGCUUCGUCGGCACCAAAUUCCGUGUCUGUUCCACAGAGUUUAUGGUUCUAUAAAAGCCAAUUGAAAAAUUUUAAGGCAGCUUCAUUAGCUGGGAAUUCUGCAGAAGAAAUCCAAUAUUUGACGCAAAUAUUGGAUCAUUUUAUGAAGGGAGUUAAAUUGGAUGCGACAAAUUCUCCACAUCUUACGGAUUUGCCUUCUUUUAUUGGGCCUGAUAUUUGCCGAACACUAAAUUUCGAUGAACUAAACAAAAGUUUUAAUUUAAAUUCUGAAUGUCUCGAAAUCAAUCCAUCUAAUCAGAAUUUAUUCAAUUGUUUAAUAUAUUGGGUCUUCCAUCAUAAUGAUGAGAAGGAUGAGAAGGAAAAAAGUUCACCUAAAUUUAAGUCGUUUGAAAUGUAUAGACUUAUUGUCAAAAACGAUGAAAAAACUCAUUCGGAAGCCCGGCUAAAAUUACUUGUCUAUUGUCUUAGGUCUUUAAAGUUGGAUAAAUUGGGAAGUGUAUUAAUUAAAGAUUUUAAACUUCAGAUCAACUUGUAUCUUGAAUAUAUAAACUACGAAGUUAAGCGCGAAGGCUCUUUUCCAGAUAACGAGGAAGAAGUGAACAAACGUUUUUUGUCAGGAAUACAGCUUUUGCAACAAUAUGAGUGCAAUGUUUUUGAUUCUAUUGUUCCCAAACUUUUACAAAUAUGGCCCGAGAUCUUUGUUGGAAAUUUUGAAUUUAUAACGUCAAUUAUUCACGGAAUAAAUCCGAUGCUUGUAUGUCAUUAUAGUGUGUUUGGAGAUUUGGAUUUGGAUUAUGUUUUGGAAAAUUCAUUAAAUUUUUGGGGUUCAUUUGAACAAUUAUACCUUUUCCAAUUGAUAAAAGCCGAGAUCGGAAAUAAUGCCGAAAAACUUGAAAAUCUUAUAUGUUCAAGCGUACAAUUGAAAUUCCUGGAACCGAUAGAGCAUCCUGAAUCGUUGUGUGGGCUGUUAUCUCUCCUUGAACUUAUUCCCCCAACAGCGAAGAGUGUUUCAUUCUUAACGAAACUAAUUGCUAAUACGAAAUUACUAGAGAGCAAGUUGGAAAACUUAAAGUUUGUCGCCUCUGUCUUUACUCGAUGGAAUGAUUGUUAUCCGGAAAAGUUAAUUAAAGCCAUGAUAGAAGAGGUUUCUAAAAACAUUAAGGAUUGUGAAAAUGACGAAAAUGAAGCUAGUGCUUUUUUUGAUGUCAUAUUAGAAUUAUGGAAAAAUGAAAAGCUCAAUCGAGCUUUUAAAACCAUACUACCUAACUUUAUGCUUUUGGGCAAUGCCGUCGGAAAGGAAAUCGUGUCUUUACAACGAUCACCUGAGGCCGAGGAUGAUGAGGAUCAAAUGGAAGUUGAUGAUGGUGACGGUGACGAUACGUCUUAUGAACAACCAACCACCACAGUUUCCACGAUUUCUACUCGAUCGAAAGGUAAAGCAAAACAGAUUGAGGUAGAGGAUCGAUCAAAGCGUUCUAUAGGUCCAUAUAACAAUAACCGCGCACUUCGACAAAAAACUGACGCAUCAAGUGAAGAAGAAUCAUCAUCGCAUGAAAAAACUCAGAAUCGUAAAAGUGUCAAACCAAAGCGCGUGAAAAGAAAAGUUAUCAUUAAUUCAGAUGAUUCAGAUGAAAUCAACCGACAAACUAGAAAACGUCCUAAUAUUGCUUCACAUAAUACGGAAAGACGAAAAAGUAUAUCAAGUGGAGGUGAAGAAUCCAAAGAACCAAAGAUGAUCGGCAGAAGUGCUAGGUCAAAAUCCAAAAACAAUUCUGCAUUAACGCGUUCAGAAACCUCAAGGGCAUUAUCUGUCACGCAAGCAAGUAUCAAUCGUCGUAAAAGUAUUAGCGGGUCAGGUUCAAAAAAAAGAAGCGCAAAGGAUUCUUCUGAUGAAUAA